AAAUCGCCCAGCGGCCUAAUCUUUAUAGAGAGAUUUAGUUAUUACCAAGUCCACCAUUAUACAUGUCACAUGAUGGAGCGGUUUAACAAACACUUCCCACAAGCAAAUUCCCAUAAAUAUUCUCUCAAUAAGAUGCCCCAAAACCAAAACUUCCUCUCCAUUGCAUGAGUUCUUCUCAUCAACAAUGGGGAAUUACAUAACUACCCAAUCAACAAACGUCACCGGAAAAGUAAUUCUAUCGGACGGCAGCGUUCAAGAAUUCGACCAGCCAGUAACCGUAGCGGAACUGAUGCUAGAGCAUCCACAACAGGUGGUGGUCGAGUUCUGUCCAAACUUGACUGAAAAGAGGCCAACUCCAUUGCCAGCUGACAAGAAGCUUGAAAUGAAGAAGCUGUAUCUAAUGCUCCCAAUUAAAAGAGGAAAACCUGCUUCAUUAUCUUCAGAGGAAGCUAGACAUGUCGUUUCGUGUGCAACCUCUCUCUUAAGAUCACGGUCGUUUUUGUCUUCGUCGAGAUUUCUUCCUUUGUUUGCUAGGAUAUGCCCUGCGGAUGGACACAAGAUUGUUUUGGAAAGGAAGGAAAGUAAUAAUGUGGAGAAGAGGAAUCAUGAGUCGUCGGAGUUGUUGCCGGAGAUUUUGGAGAACCGACCGGAGUAUUUGAGCAAGCAGCUUUCAGGGAAAGGGUGGAAACCUAGCUUGGAUACUAUUAUAGAGAAGAAGAUAGAGAAAAAGAUACCUCACUGGUUACUUAAUUUCCAAGGGAAAAAACUUUGAUGGCAAAGACAUAAAUAGAAGAAUGGGAUGGGAGAAGACCAAAUGGAUAAGAGCAAAAUAUUUAACAUGGGUUGUUGAAGGAAAGGUCCCACAAUGACAAUUUAAUCAGUUAGAUAACCAAUCAUCAAUCUUCAG
This is a messenger RNA of Jatropha curcas, 907 nucleotides long. Its product is annotated as multidrug resistance protein ABC transporter family protein. The record is from RefSeq and is a predicted model, not a curated record. NCBI's taxonomy places the organism in Eukaryota, Viridiplantae, Streptophyta, Magnoliopsida, Malpighiales, Euphorbiaceae.